Bombyx mandarina (wild silkworm) is the source of this 1215-nucleotide messenger RNA. RefSeq lists its product as uncharacterized. Lineage: Eukaryota; Metazoa; Arthropoda; Insecta; Lepidoptera; Bombycidae. Gene Ontology annotation, molecular function: cysteine-type peptidase activity. The record is from RefSeq and is a predicted model, not a curated record. Gene Ontology annotation, biological process: proteolysis.
CCUGUUAUGUUCAUUAAGUGACUUAUAGUUGAAAUAUAAGCAACUAUAAAAUGAACAGAAAUACAUUAAAAUUUGUAGUGCCCCUGUCUUUUUUAAUUUUGAUCCUAUGUGGUGUUUUAAUAUUAAACGUUGUUUUUACGAGGGAACUCGAUCAAAAUGAACACUUUGAAAACGUUCCCACGUCUAAAGUAUUCGAUGCGUAUUUAAAGAAAUUUAACAAGAGUUACACCGAAGCAGAAUACAAAAUACGAUUGAAAUAUUUCAGGGCAGCUUUGGUGGAUAUCGCGAAAAAGAAUCGAGAAACGGGAGCCGUUUAUGGUCUAUCUGUAUUAUCGGAUCGAUCUCAGGCGGAAAUACGUCGACGGUUCAUUACUCGAUCUCGUAUAGCGCCGCGCUUAAAAAACACGUAUAGCAAUUGCAGCGGUAAAAUUUACCAGAAUUUAGCCACUGACAAUUUAUUUUCGGAAGACCUACCGGACUAUAAGGAUUGGCGAGAAGAGGGAAUGAUCGGACCUGUUUUGAAUCAAGGAAAUUGCAAUGGCUGUUGGGCAUACAGCAUAGUUGAAACCAUGGAGUCUAUGGCUGUAAAACAGAAAAUGAAUUACACACGUCUUAGCAUACAGGAAUUACUAGACUGCGUUAGUGUCUGUGAGGGCUGUAAUAAAGGCCACGUCGAGGAGGCUCUGAAUGAAAUGUGUAUUAAUGAUACCGUGGUUACCACAGAAGAUAACUAUCCUCUUGGGAUAAGUCGUGGAAAUUGCAAUUCCAGUACAUUUAAGGGCAGAAAGAUAAAGGAGUACUGGCAUUACAGUUUUAUGGAUGAAAAUAUUUUACGUCGUGUGAUAGCUCACCAUGGACCCGUCAUAGUCAAGGUGAACGCUCAGCCCUGGAUAAAUUAUCUUGGAGGCAUCAUCCAGCGCGGUUGUAUGCGCAGUGAAGACGGAGCCACUUUGGAUCACGCCGUUCAAAUAGUCGGCUACAACGCGCGGGGCAGUGUACCCUACUAUAUAGUGCGCAAUUCUUACGGUGCCGACUUCGGUAUCGGGGGCUACGUAAAACUCGCCAUGUACCGCAACAUUUGCGGUCUAGCUGAUGAUGUGACAUUUUUGACAGUUUAUUAAAACGUGUCAAAGUUAAAUUAUAACCUUCACGAAAUUAAGAUAACUAGUUUAAUUUAGUUAGUAUUAUAAUUAGAAGUUUUAAUUGGGAAAUCUG